AUGACGGCUGACGAUGAAGGCAACACUCCCCUCCUCAGAGAGCCCCCUUUGCCCGAGUACGGUGCUACCCAUGGCGCGCUGCCACCCACCCGACAGUCCUUCAAGCGGAAUCUAGGCACGGCCGAGGCAUUCGGCAUCAUUAUCAGCAUCGUGAUCGGGAGCGGAAUCUUUACCUCCCCAGGGGCCAUUGACACCAAUGUCCCGUCACCCGGGGUGGCCCUCGUGGUCUGGCUGGUGGGAGGCAUCUUAGCCUGGACCGGCGCCGCCACCCUGGCCGAACUGGGCACGGCGAUCCCCGGAGAAGGAGGCGUCCAACCGUAUCUCCAGUACAUCUAUGGGGAUGUAUUCGGAUUUCUGGCCGCAUGGACCUGGGUCAUUGCCAUCGUGCCGGCCUCGCUGGCGAUCGCCAGUAUCGUGUUUGUCGAGAGCAUCUACUCGGCCAUCGGGGUCACGGAUCAAUCUGACCAAAUGUCCCACAAGCUGCUGUCCAUGCUGGUGCUCCUAUUGAUUGGCAUGGCAAAUUCAGUGAGUACGCAGUUCACCACUCGUCUCAACAAAUUCUUUGUCAUGACCAAGUUCGUGGCUAUCCUGGCAAUCGUACUGGCAGGCUUGGGGGUCGUCGUAUCCCACCUCGCCGGCUGGAAUCAAGUCACUGAGCCAGGGUCGUCAGACUGGCUGAGGCGAUCUUGGUUCGGGUCGCGGAACACGGUCGGGCCAGAUGGACGCGAGAUCGAGUGGAGCAACCUCAAUGGCUGGGAGAUGCUCGGCCAUUGUUCGGCGGCUCUCUAUGGUGCCUUAUGGGCCUACUCUGGGUGGGAUAAGGCAAUCUAUAUCAGCGCGGAACUGUCUGCCCCGGCGCGUCAACUACCACUUACCAUCAACACCGCCAUUCCGGUCGUCAUCCUCAGUUUCAUCGCAGUGAAUGUCGCGUACUAUAUCCUUCUGCCAUGGAGAGUCGUGUCCACGACUGACAGUGUAGCUGUGACAUUGUUCAAUCACCUCCUGGGCCCUGUCUUCGGCCUCGCAGCGGCAGUCCUCAUCUGCCUCGUUGUCGCAGGCUCCUUACUAGGCUGCUCCUUCGUGGCCAGCCGCAUGGUCGUCGCAGCAGCCAAUUCAAACUGGCUGCCCGGAUUCCUCGGUCGGAUUGGAUCGGUAUCCGGCCAGUCGCCAUCGACAGCGGAUGCCCCCGUCAAUGCCAUCCUCUUCAACACCGCUUGCACCAUGAUCUUCAUUUUCUUCGGGAACUUCCGCGCCCUGGUCACCUUCAAUGGUUUGGCCGAGUAUACCUUCUUCUUCCUGACGAUGAUCGGUGCGAUCAUCCUCCGCGCUCGUGAGCCAGAGCUUCUUCGGCCGUAUAAGCCGUUCAUCUUCGCCCCUAUCUUGUUUGCGGUCGUCAGUGGAUUUGUAGUCACACGGGGGGCCAUCUUUGCGCCUUUGCAGGCUGUUGUGCUCGUUGCCGUUUGGGGCAUAGGGUUGGGCUUCUAUGGGGUGAGAAGGCAAUUCGGCAAGAGAUGGGCCACGGGCAUUGAGCCUGUAAACUAGACAUGAAUCAGUGGUAUUUCACCUGUAGGUGUCGGAGUAGUACAACAUCACCGGGAGAAACCUUGCAUCAAUAGGAAGAUAAGCGACUCUUUUUAGAGUAUGAAGCUACAGAUUGAAUUGCCAUUGUCAAUAUAUUAUUUUGCCUCGGGUGCUCGCACCAAUGCUGCCUGAAAUAUACACAAUUUAUG
Aspergillus ibericus CBS 121593 is the source of this 1730-nucleotide messenger RNA. RefSeq names its product amino acid transporter. Gene Ontology annotation, molecular function: L-amino acid transmembrane transporter activity. Bases 1 to 1542 code for a protein of 513 amino acids. Gene Ontology annotation, biological process: amino acid transmembrane transport. Gene Ontology annotation, cellular component: membrane. NCBI's taxonomy places the organism in Eukaryota, Fungi, Ascomycota, Eurotiomycetes, Eurotiales, Aspergillaceae. The record is from RefSeq and is a predicted model, not a curated record. The transcript is spliced from 4 exons.